GCCUUCAGCUCCUCCAGGACUCCAGACCUUCAGCUCCUCCAGGACUCCAGACCUCCAGCUCCUCCAGGACUCCAGGCCUUCAGCUCCUCCAUGACCCCCCCAGCAGCAGCACAGAGGUAGGAGCGCCGUCAAGCCUCAGAGUCCACCGUGGGAAUUCCUGGAAUUUCCUGGAACGCCCAGGGUGGGACUCGGACACGCUGUCAGUUCUUCCUGUUUGUUUGUUGCCGCUGACGACCCUCACUUCCUGUUCCAGAAGCAGAAAGUCACACUGAGAGAUUUAUUUACUCCAGAAUCACCAGCUUCCUUCUCUAAGGUCUGUAAAUGUCCCACAGCUGAACUCCUCCUCCACAGACCCCCAGCUGCCCCCCUGAGCCGGGUCAUGCUUUAGCUGCCUGACAGCCAGUCAAAAUGAUGGCCUCGGUGGUUGUAGGGGGCAACCGGAAGAAGUCCCUCACACUGAGAGGGGUGGACCCGGAGACCUGCAUGAUGGUGUUUAAGAACCACUGGGUCCAGGUGGUGAAGAUUCUGGAGAAACACGAGCCGGGCCGCAGCUCCUCCAGAGCUCUGAGUUUCCUCUCGGGUCACCACAGCAGCAGCGGCUCCGGCCCGGUCCGGCUCGGUCCGAUCCCGGCAGACGAGGCCAGCGCCGUGCAGAACUACGUGGAGCACAUGCUGUUCCUGCUGAUGGAGGAGGAGGCGGGUCGAGGUGGAUCCAUGGGGCCCAUCCUGGAGUUUGUGGUCCUGGAGGGCGUGAUGGAGAGGCUGUUCCUGUGGAGCCUGAGGAGGCAGUUCACCGAGGACAUGAAGCUGGAGCAGCUCAGGAUGUACCAGAUGCUCCUGUCUCAGGCCAAACAGCCCCUGCUGCACCACAAGCCCGUCCUGCGGCCCCUCAUGAUGCUGCUCACCUCGUGUGCUGGAGCUGCAGCCGCAGACGGCGGCGGUGUUGUGGAGGCGGAGCUGGUCCAGCUCCUGAACCAGGUCUGCGUGGCUCUGGUCAAGGAUCCGUCGGUCCUGGAGCUGUUCUUCCACACCAGUCAGGACCAGGGAGCCGCCAACUUCCUGCUCUUCUCCCUGCUCAUCCCGUACACGCACAGGCAGGGUUUGGUGGGCCAACAGGCCCGGGACGCUCUGCUGCUCAUCAUGUCUCUGUCGGCCUCCGAGCCUCGAGUGGCUCAGCACAUCGCUGACAACACCUACUUCUGUCCGGUUCUGGCCACAGGUCUGUCCGGUCUGUACUCGUCUCUUCCAGCCAAGCUGCAGGUUUACAGUGAAGACUGGCACUGUCUGGAGCUGGCGGACUGGCAGCAGGUUCCAGCUCUCGUCCAUUUCCUGCACUCUCUGGACUUCUGUGGUGCCGUUAUAAAGGUUGCUCAUCCCUCCAUCCGCUCCCAGUUACUGAGUUACAUCUACAACGGCUUCCUGGUUCCUGUUCUCGCUCCUGCUCUGCACAAGCUGACAGUAGAGGAGGUGAUGACCACCACCGCCUACCUGGAUCUGUUCCUGCGCUCCGUCUCUGAGCCCGCUCUCCUCCACACCUUCCUGUCCUUCAUCCUGAUGCACCGGCAUGACAGCGUGCACAUCCUGGACACACUGGUCAGCCGGGUCAACACACCGUUCCAGCUGGGCACGGUAUCCCUGGCUCUGUUCAGGACUCUUAUCGGUCUCUUCUGUGAAGACGUCAUGUUGCAGCUGGUGUUCAGGUAUCUGAUUCCCUGCAGCCACCUGAGCAGGAAGCAACGCCGCUCCUUAAAACAGAGGGACUGUUACUCCUCCAGCGCCGCCUCCUUCCUGCUCCUCAUGCCCUCCUGGUGCCCAGUUUACCUCCACAACACAAGCACACACUCAGAGCACAUCCACUGGCCCAAAGGAGCAGAUCUGUCAGUAUCAGACAGCGUUGGUUACUGUCGGGGUUUGGACUUCCUCAUGGACGUUAACUACUUCCAGUACCUCCUGGACGCCCGCCAGGCCAUCAUCACCUCACACAGAGCUUGCCGGUUCUGGUCGGCUCCUUACGAUGGCAUCAACCCCCCUCAGGAGAGUCGCUCGGACACGCCGGGGGACGACAUGGAGGAUGAAGAAGAGCUCAUAGAAAGACUGAAGAGGGACUCGGUCUGCUCGUUGGUUAUAUUUCCUCCCCUGUCAGCUCUCUCCCCAACACUGUCCUCCUCAGACACCAUCUCCACGAGCAACCAGGCAGGACGGAUCAGCUCUGCCAUGGAGCUGGAGUGGGACGACAUCUUUGGCGACGAGGAAACAUCCUCGCCUGCCGUCUUUAACGUAGUGAACGGCUGCGUGGAAACAGACGGGGGCACUUUUUCACCUGCGCCUCCACAGCUUCCUCCUCAGUACAUCCAGGAAAUGCGGCGUACUGCGACCAGGCUGGUGCAUGGUUCGUACGUGGAGGAGUCAGAGUUUCAGGACGAUGUCAUGGUCUAUGAUCUUGUUGCUCAAAAAGACGCAAAAGCGGUCACAUUUGAGCGGAUCAAGGCGGCAAAUCGACAGUUUCGCGAAAGCAGAGGCCAACAAGUUUCAGCAAUGCUAACAGCGACGGGACGGACGGUGAUGGAAACGGUCAACAGCAUCAUGUCGUCCCGGAGGAGGAGCGAGGACGGAGGAAAGGAGGAGAGAAGGAAGAGUGAAGAUUGUAAGGAAGGAAGAAGGAGAAGUGAGGGAUUUGGGAAGGAUUUGGGGAGAACGCAGGAGGAAGGAGAAGAAACAACUGAACACAUCGUCACAAACGGCUUUGAUGGAAAGAAUCACAUCAUGGGCAAACGUGAUGAUAUCGAUGACGAAACUGAGCCGUUUAGGCAGGAUUACAAUCAAAAUGAAGUCACGACUUGCAUCAGUUUUAAACAGAUACAUCCCAACAUGCCUCACAUUCCAUGUUUAGAGAUAAACUCUUUACCAAAUGGACAUGUGGAACCUGAAUCACGGGGAAUUUGUGCACCCGCAACAGAUGCCCAGCUCAAAGUUCUGCCUGAUAAUAUCACAAACAACAACUUUGUGUCACAAUACUGCGAACUCAUGCUCUCGUUGGGGGUGGAGCCUGACUGUGAUGACAUCACAGAUGACGUCAGCACAUUCAGGGGGCGUGUCCGAGCGCUGAGGCAAAAACUGAAAAAGGAGGAGGAGCUUAUGGCUGAUUUUGGUUAUGGCUCCUCAUGGGACGACACGGAGGAGGAAGGAGAGGAAGAGGAAGAUGAGAAGAACAGCUCUGAGAGAGAGAGCAAGAGAGAGGAAGUUCCUUUUACAGGUCCCUUCAUCAGCGUCCUGUUAUCUCGACUGGAGAACCUUCUGGAGAACUCCAUCGCUGUUAACUUGCUGGUGACGGGCAUCCUCGCUCAGCUGGUGUCGUACCCUCAACCUCUGCUGAGAUCCUUCCUGCUCGGCACAGACACAAGCACCCAGCCGAGCGUACCAACAUUACACCAGGUUCUGGUCUCGGUGCACGCUCAGAUCGAGCGCUACGUGGCCGACAGACCAGACUACCCGUCCCUGAUCACUCGGGCCUGGAGGUUCUUGUUGGCUAAAGACCAAGAUGGAAAAUUCAGAGAGUCCCUGCAGUCUCACGGCGGGGACAUCAUCCUGGACCCGUCCGUACCCAACGGCUUCGUGAAACACGCCCUGCCUCUGCCUCCUCUCAGCGUCUCGCCCCCCUGCCCCCCGAUCCCCCCUCAGGCCGAGAGCCGUGUGUUCGCCAUCGUUCUGUUUGCAGAGUUCCUGAAGGAGCUGGCCGCCCUGGCUCAGGAGCACAGCAUCGCACCGGACUCUGGACCAGAACCAUAAAACAGAACAAAGUAUUUCUGUCACAUGUGAAGAAUUUAUUACAUGAAAACGUUUCAUCUUUAUUCCUGACAACACUUGAAACUUUUCCCAGGUGAUUUUAUUUAUAAAAUAUCUUGAAGUAUGUAAAGUUUUUUAUCGAUCUGUGGGCUGUGUGCAAACAAGUUUUUAGAUUUUCCUAAAUCUUUGCACUGAUUUGUUGUAAACGUGUUUUUAUUUUUUCAUAUUUGAUUCCGACCGGUCUUCCUGCAGAUGCAGACGCCUCUGACUCUGAGUCUAAACUAACCUUAAACCCACUGAAGUGACUUUAAAUUAAAUCAGAACAAAAGAUUUUAAAGUGUCAACACGAACAAUGAUGUAAUAAUCUGUACAUCUGUAAAUAAAGUGUGAAUAAAUAUUUA
Molecule: messenger RNA, 4184 nt
Organism: Austrofundulus limnaeus
Lineage: Eukaryota; Metazoa; Chordata; Actinopteri; Cyprinodontiformes; Rivulidae
Product: protein FAM160A1
Exons: 16
Coding region: 409-3786 (1125 amino acids)
Source: RefSeq, a predicted model, not a curated record